Penicilliopsis zonata CBS 506.65 is the source of this 2796-nucleotide messenger RNA. RefSeq lists its product as hypothetical. NCBI's taxonomy places the organism in Eukaryota, Fungi, Ascomycota, Eurotiomycetes, Eurotiales, Aspergillaceae. Gene Ontology annotation, biological process: intracellular signal transduction; protein phosphorylation; regulation of MAPK cascade. Gene Ontology annotation, molecular function: ATP binding; protein serine/threonine kinase activity. The record is from RefSeq and is a predicted model, not a curated record. Gene Ontology annotation, cellular component: cytoplasm. The coding region runs from base 1 to 2796 and encodes 931 amino acids. The transcript is spliced from 4 exons.
AUGAACCAAGACACCUUCUCCUCGCUCAAGCUGCGUCGCCCGUCCAGCAAGCUGCACAAGGACCCGCCGCCGAACGUCAAUUCGCGCAGCCUCAAGAGCCAGCAGAGCAACACUUCAUUGAAAAGACACCCCUCCGCCCCCGUCUACCCGCGUUCCUCGGGCAGUGGCAGCCGAGAGCAUCUGCGCACCCGCUCCAACGCCUACGGUUCUUCCUCCUCCUCGCUGGACCAGAGCAGCGCCGGGGCCUCUCCCGUUCUCGUCAAUAGCAAUCACGACUCCAGCUAUUUCACCUCCUCCUCCUCCUCCAAGCCUCGCCACCCAGGCCGUUUCUCCUUCAACAACGAGCUCAGCUCCGAUGAUCUGAUCGGCGCCCCCUUCGACACCCGCGGGAUGCUCGGCGCCCUCGACGAGAACACGGUCGCCGAAUCCGACCGUACCCCUCCAAGCUUUCUACAACACCAGCAACACCAACACCAGCAACAACAACAACAACCCCCGCCCUUACUAUCCUCCCACACAAGUCCCGAUCGCAUUCAGACCCUCCGGCAGUCGGCCAGUUUCUCCGCCCUGCACAAACGCAUGGAUGGUUUCCGCGGGGGUGGUGGUGGCGGCGGCGGCGACCCCGACCGCGGCCUGACUGCCAAACGCUACUCAGACGAGGGUAACGUCAAACCCCCCGGUCGCAGCAAAAAGAGCAGCUUCUCGAGCUUCGUCACCAGCAUGCUCGGCUCCCCCCGUAACAUCAAAAUCUCCGCUCCGGAGAACCCCGUCCACGUCACCCAUGUCGGCUAUGACAAUCAGACCGGUCAAUUCACCGGCCUCCCCAAGGAGUGGCAGCGUCUGCUUCAGGAGAAUGGCAUCUCCAAAAAGGAGCAAGAGGCUCACCCUCAGACCAUGGUCGAUAUCAUGCGGUUCUACGAGAAGAAUACCCGCGGCGAUAGUGACGAGGAGGUCUGGCACAAGUUCGACCACGCUCAGCCUCUGAAAUCCCCCACGGUCACGCCCAUCCACGUCAGUACCACCAUGACCACUAUCACCACCACCACCUCCUCCUCCUCCUCCCCCUCCCCCUCCCUCAAUAACUCCGGCGCCUCCGCCCCGCGGGCUGCCUCUCCGACAAGCCCGCGCUUCCCGCAGAAUCAUGAGGGUAGCUUCGAGAACCCACGCGCUCCUCCGCCCAUUCCCCGUGCACCACCCGCCACGGCCGCCAUGUCUCCCCCGCUUGGGGGCCUGGUCCCGAACCGCUCGGCACCUAAACCCCCCGCAGUCCCUGCUAUCGUACCCGCUCGCCCCCCCCCGGUACCCCCCGUGUCCAGCCCUCCUCCUCCUCCUCCUCCUCCUCCUCCUCCUCUUUCUUCUUCUUCUUCUCCUUCGUCUUAUACCGCCACUCCCAAUAACCUAAUGCGGUCGACAGCCGAUCCGGCCUACGGCACCGCCUUUUCCACGCCGCCCAUUAUCCCGGAGACGGAAUCGCUGCCGCCACAGCAGUCACAGUCGCUCAGCAGGUCAAACUCCCGCACCAAUGGGACCACCCCCGCCGCCGGCGUCCGCAUGCCGCCGGCAUCAUCGGGACCCAUCGCAACGCCCACCCAGUGGCAGCAGCAACAGCAGCAAGCGAUGGCCUUGGCCCAGCAAAAGCUGAAACAGUCCAAGGAGCUGGAGCGAAGCCGCAGCCAGAGUCAACGCCAGCCCGAGUACCAACCACCGCAGCAACAGGCAAUGCACGCCGUAGAUCCCCGGAUCCCCGUUGCGCAGCCAGCACCGCCGGUGGCAGUGGCGCCGCCCAUGUCCCCGCAGGCGAGCGAUGCCUCGGGGAUGCCCGGGUCCACGUCCGCCGCGGCGCGUGCACCACCUGCGGCGCGGCCACGGCAACGGGCGCGCCAGAGCAACAUCAUGGAUGUGCGUGCCCGCCUGGCCUCAAUCUGUACCCCCGGCGAUCCGACCAAAAAGUACUAUAACCUGAACAAGAUCGGCCAAGGAGCCUCCGGCGGCGUCUACACCGCCUAUGAGGCGGGCACGAACAACUGCGUGGCGAUCAAACAGAUGAACCUCGACCUGCAGCCAAAGAAGGAUCUGAUCAUCAACGAGAUCCUGGUCAUGAAGGACAGCAGGCACAAGAACAUUGUCAACUUCCUGGACAGCUACCUGCACGGCCUGGACCUGUGGGUCGUCAUGGAAUACAUGGAGGGUGGCAGUCUGACCGACGUGGUCACCUUCAACAUCAUGAGCGAGGGCCAGAUUGCCGCAGUCUGCCGCGAGACUUUGAAUGGCCUGCAGCAUCUUCACUCCAAGGGUGUUAUCCACCGUGAUAUCAAGUCGGACAACAUUCUUUUAUCACUAGACGGCAACAUCAAGCUGACCGAUUUCGGCUUUUGCGCCCAGAUCAACGACUCGCACCACAAACGAAACACGAUGGUCGGCACCCCGUACUGGAUGGCCCCCGAGGUGGUGACGCGCAAGGAGUACGGGCGCAAGGUGGACAUUUGGAGUCUGGGCAUCAUGGCCAUCGAGAUGAUUGAAGGCGAGCCGCCGUACCUGACCGAGUCACCGCUGCGGGCGCUUUACCUGAUCGCCACCAACGGCACCCCGGCCAUCAAGGAUGAGCAGAACCUCUCGCCUGUCUUCCGGGACUUUUUGCAUCUCGCCCUCAAGGUCGACCCGGAGAAGCGAGCCUCGGCGCACGACUUGCUCAAGCACCCCUUCAUGUCUCUCUGCGAACCGUUAACGCACUUGGCCCCCUUGGUCAAGGCGGCGCGCAUCAGCCGCGCCCAAGAAAAGGCGCAAAAAAUGGCUUAG